AUGGGUGAUAACUAGAAGAGACACUUUACCAAUAAAUAUUAUGAAAAUAAAGAACCUAAGUUCAACUACUUACACAAAAAAGUUAGAGAAUACACUGUUGACAACAAUGGUAAGGAAGUGCCUGAAUAAUCUGGAUAGAAUGAAUAUAAGGUGACAUCCAGAUAAUCAACAAUGAUUAUUAAGAAAAUUGCUUAAGAUAGCGAGUAAUAAAAAAAUCAAAAUAACUUCCCCGUCACUUUAAGUGCUAUUGGUUAUGCUGUUAAUCAUGCAUUUUAAAUUUUAUAGGCCUACAAAUAAACUAACUCUGUUGUUGGUGAUGUCAAAAUUUAGAUGUCAACUCUUAUUAUGGAGUUUGAAGCAGAACCUCUCGUUGAAGGUUUAGAAAAAUUGGAUUACAAAACUGUAAACGGUAAGAUUACCAUUCAAUUCACUUUGAAUAUUUAAAACAAUGAAGAAAAUGAGAGAAAAUUAAACAGUAUCCACAUCUCUAACAGAGUAUCUAGAAAUAGAGGAUACAACAAGGGCUAAAGAGUAUCUAGAAAAAGAAAUUAUAAAAAUAAUUAAAAGCCAUAUAAGCCAUAAAGCAAAAAAAGAGGUUUUCGUAGCAAUGGCAAUGGUAACCAAGAAACAAAUCAAGAAAAUGGUUAUGAUUAAAAUAAAAAUCAACAUCAACAUCCUCACAAUCAUUAAAACAAAUCAAAUUAAGACAAUCAGCAAUAAAAUAAGGGCGAAAGAGGAAAUAGAAGAAAUGAUCGUACUAAAGUCAAUUAAGGCAAAAAACCUAAUUUUUAACCUAAGUAAAGAGAUAACCAAAACAAAAGAAACUAAUAAUAGUAAUAGUAAUAAUAAUAAUAAUAAUAGACUCCUUAGUGA
Messenger RNA from Tetrahymena thermophila SB210, 873 nucleotides. RefSeq lists its product as hypothetical. NCBI's taxonomy places the organism in Eukaryota, Ciliophora, Oligohymenophorea, Hymenostomatida, Tetrahymenidae. The record is from RefSeq and is a predicted model, not a curated record. The transcript has a single exon.